UCGAAGCACAAGGCUGUUAGUCGGUGGUACGUGCAGCAUUCCCUACGUGGCCUCCGUGUACCGCCCCGUGCUUCCCCGCAGCGCGUCAUUCGCUCGUUCGAUUUUUCAAAUUUGAUAACAACCUUUUCCCCGUGGCUGCGGCAUCGCGCCUCUAGAAUCAAGCAUCCUAUUCUGCUGGCCGUCUUCGUAGACUCCGAGUCCUGCCUUUUUCAUCCGCAGAAGCCCACCGCGCCGCGUUACGCGGCCGUGUCAUCAUGGCGCUCGCAGCAGCAGCAGAGGCAUGCCUUCCAAUCCGCUGCAUCGGCUUCAUCACCCUCCUCCUCCUGGGGAUCACCGCGCAAUCCACGGUAGCCGGAGAGAGAUUAAUGAAAGAAAGGACGAUCCCGGAAGGAAACGGGAUCUCGGAACCAUCUCCUUUCUCGGCGGAGGGCACGGGCCAACAGACGGCGCUUCGAAGCGCGCUACUACGCGGAGGGUCCAAGGGCAUUGAGAUCGUUCUCGCGAGUCCAGGUGCUUGUACCGAGCUGCCUUGUAGCGAGUUGGUCAAGAGCCGCUGCAGAGUGGUGGAUCUGGGUCAAGGAGCACUGUUCCUAUGUGGUAACCAGACCGAUGGCGUUACACGCAAUGGGCCCGACAGCAAUAUAGAUGAUGGCGCAAGGACAUCCACCAACGAGGCCUCGCCUGAGCUGUGCUGCUUCAGCGGUCACAAGCUGACCUUGGACGACUACUUCCAUAUCAUGAUGGCAGCAGCAAGAGCAAAACAAGAAUCGGAGCACUUGGAUUUGGAGGGGGAGCUAUACGACACAGAAAUGAAUCAAUACAAGAACGACGACCAAUGGAUGCUUGUGUCCUCAACGGUCAAUGCGUUUGUCGUCGUUGCACGCAUGUGCAUUGUAGCAUGCUUCGUUUUCUUCGUUCUGCGCAGAAUAGAGCGCUCCCGAUGUGAAGAGGAGCUUUUGCCCUAAUAAACUUUGUACCAUAGAUGAGUUGAUUUUUAUUCGUUUGCACACUCAAUC
Messenger RNA from Closterium sp. NIES-67, 1016 nucleotides. The record is from the annotation of a GenBank genome assembly. Lineage: Eukaryota; Viridiplantae; Streptophyta; Zygnematophyceae; Desmidiales; Closteriaceae.